CCCAAACAAGGAAAUGGUGGGGGAAUAAAACGACCAGAUUAUUUAAUUAAUGCAUGUAAUAAUUAAUAUUUUAUUUUAUUGUAAAUUAAGACGUAUUUAUGGGUUAAAAUGGAUUACGACUUCAAAACAAAGCUGGCGGCGGAGAGAGAGAGAGUAGAAGAUCUGUUCGAAUAUGAAGGUUGCAAAGUGGGUCGAGGCACCUACGGGCACGUUUAUAAAGCUAAGCGCAAAGACGGGAAAGAUGAAAAGGAGUAUGCACUGAAACAAAUAGAAGGCACUGGAAUAUCGAUGUCUGCCUGCAGGGAAAUCGCUCUGUUACGAGAAUUGAAACACCCGAAUGUGAUCGCCCUGCAGAAAGUGUUCCUGUCCCACAGUGACAGAAAGGUUUGGCUCCUCUUCGACUAUGCUGAACAUGACCUUUGGCACAUCAUAAAGUUCCACCGCGCCUCCAAGGCCAACAAGAAGCCCAUGCAGCUGCCCAGAGGGAUGGUGAAGUCUCUCCUGUAUCAGAUUCUGGAUGGGAUCCAUUACCUCCAUGCCAACUGGGUUCUCCACAGGGAUCUGAAACCAGCCAACAUCCUGGUGAUGGGGGAAGGUCCUGAACGAGGAAGAGUUAAAAUCGCUGACAUGGGUUUCGCCAGACUCUUCAACUCUCCCCUCAAGCCGCUGGCAGACCUUGAUCCUGUGGUGGUGACAUUCUGGUACAGGGCCCCUGAGCUGCUGCUGGGGGCCCGGCACUACACCAAAGCUAUCGAUAUCUGGGCGAUCGGCUGCAUCUUCGCAGAGCUGCUAACAUCAGAACCCAUCUUUCACUGUCGCCAGGAAGACAUCAAGACCAGUAAUCCCUUCCAUCAUGACCAGCUGGACAGGAUAUUCAGCGUCAUGGGUUUCCCCGCAGAUAAGGACUGGGAGGACAUUAGGAAGAUGCCAGAGUACCCCACACUGCAGAAAGAUUUCAGGAGGACAACGUAUGCAAACAGCAGCUUAAUCAAAUAUAUGGAGAAGCAUAAAGUCAAACCAGACAGCAAAGUUUUCCUGUUGCUCCAGAAACUCCUCACUAUGGACCCCACCAAAAGAAUCACAUCAGAGCAGGCACUGCAGGACCCCUACUUCCUGGAGGACCCGUUACCAACCACUGAUGUGUUUGCUGGGUGUCAGAUCCCCUACCCAAAACGAGAGUUUCUUAACGAAGACGAGCCGGAGGAGAAAACAGAAAAGAACCAGACCCAGCAGCACCAGCAGACGACAGGCCAGACUCAGGCCCAGAACCAGCAGCAGGCAGCAGCCCAGCAGGCCCCGUCCCAGCAGAGUUCAGCUCAAACCAACGGGACCUCCGGUGCCACGGGAGCCACCACAGGCGGGGGUUUACAACACGGCCAGGACCAGGGGCCUCCAAACAAGAAACCUCGUAUUGGGCCCUCUGGGGCCUCCUCAGGCACUGGGGUGCUCCAGUCAGAGUACCAGCACUCCGGCUCACGCCUUGGUUACCAAAGCAACGUCCAAGGUUCCACUCAGCCCCAGAGCACCAUGGGAUACUCGUCGUCAUCCCAGCAGAGCUCCCAGUACUCCCACCAGACCCACCGUUACUGAGGCUUCCCCCCGUCACUCCUGAACCAGCAGAGGAGUCAGCUCCUCCUCCAGAUGUCACCACAGGCCCUCGGCUCCAGCCAGGGCAUCGCUUCCUCAUCACGAUUGGACGCCAUUCCAACUCAACUCACUCAACCUUUUCAGUCCCCCCUCCCCUCCCCCAAAUUAUCACCUUUAACCUCUUACCUGACAGCAUUCUAAAGGGUGCUGUGACAUGAAGGCAAACAAACACAGGAACCAAAAAAAAGAGUUGUGCCUCCUCUGGCUGGUGAAACAUUUUGAAAGCAACUGAAAAUUAUGUAAGAUAGAUGUGAAGGCUCACACACACACACACACACACACACACACACACACACACACAGAACCAUGGCACUUACAAACACAACGUUCCUCACGAGGAACAAUCGCAGCUGUUUAUAUAUGUACAUUAUAUAGCACCUUUUUCUAUUUGACUUUUUUUCUCUCUCGCUUGUUUGUUAGAGUUUUCAAGUUUAACUUGAUAGUUGAUGUCAUUGUAAAUAUUGUUACAUAUGGAAGUGAAACACAAGAGGAAAAGCCCUUUACUAUCAUCAUCUCUAGCGUACUACGACCUCAGAUAAUCAAAAGAAAAGGAGUUUGACCCUGUCCUUUUAGGUAUAUAUAUAAGAAAAAGACAGUCAAUGUUUCUACACAGAAAAAGAAAAUCAGCUCUCCAGCUGAUGAGAUUGCAGGGAAAUAUAAAAUGCGCAAUUUAACUUAAUCUUCUUCUUAUAGGGUUUCUAUAUUUCGAUCUCUCUUUAUCUAGAUUUGAAUUUGGAACGUAAGAAAAGUAGUUGUCUUUUUACAACUCUAAAGUUGUGUAUAUUCUGAUUCACUCCGCUACCUGUAGAGAUAAGACGAAGAUGUUUCCUUCUCCUCCUCCUCCUCCAACGACGACGACAACAUUGUUUCCUGGAGGUUGGAAUGGACGCCUCUCAUUAGUGGCCAGCAGCUCCAGAAUGGGUUUCUUUUUGUUUUGUUUUGUUCUCUCCUUUUUUUCGGGAGCUGCUGGUGGACACUUGGCUGUGACACCCAUUGUGGACCCUCGAGACUUUCAAGGUAUCCUGAACACAAACGUGCGCAUUAAAACGUACAGGGCAGCUAACAGUAUGCCCCGCUCUUCCCCUUCUCCUCCUCCUCCUCCUCCUCACACCCUCCCAUAUGAGUUAUGAAACUGUUACUGCCUGAUGUCAGAUAGUUUUUUGUGUGUUUUUUUUUAAGGU
Molecule: messenger RNA, 2828 nt
Organism: Scomber japonicus (chub mackerel)
Lineage: Eukaryota; Metazoa; Chordata; Actinopteri; Scombriformes; Scombridae
Gene: cdk19
Product: cyclin-dependent kinase 19
Exons: 13
Coding region: 109-1590 (493 amino acids)
Biological process (GO): protein phosphorylation
Cellular component (GO): cytosol; nucleus; mediator complex
Molecular function (GO): cyclin-dependent protein serine/threonine kinase activity; RNA polymerase II CTD heptapeptide repeat kinase activity; ATP binding
Source: RefSeq, a predicted model, not a curated record